GGACCAAGGAGAGAAGGAGGAAAAAAAACAACAACAACAACCCGUCUCUCUCUCUCUUAACAGACGCGUUUUUCUUGGAUGGACAAAGAGGAUGAGAGCGCAAUAGGAAUCCAAGAGAGACAGCAGGAAUCCGUGGAGCUUUAGGUGCGCGUCAGUUUGUGUGUCUCGUCAAAGGGGGAAGCUGCGUGGAGAGAGAGAGAGAGAGAGAGAGAGAGAAGCGGUAAGAGAGAGACUUCAAAACACCUGCGUCAGGACAGGUAACGUUGGAGGACGUGUCAAGAUGACUUUCAGCUCACAAGAGACCUAGAAGCAGCUGGUGUUUGGUGAAAUAGCUGCUCAAAAGAUUUCUUAUUUGAUGCCAAACUUCCAGACUUCCACCAAUCAGAUCACUCCUUGUGCUUUUGCUCAUAGAAUCUUUUUUUUUUUUUUUUUUUAAACUGAGUCAGAUUAUCUGUUUUUGUACUUUUUAAGCUUCUUUUCUGAUCAAGACAGUAAGAAAGAACUACCUGCAUUUCCCAACACCUUCUUGUAAUUACUAUCAGCGCCAGUAAUCCAUGAUUUGGAAUGGACCCACAUUUGACCCUCAUUCACUUGCUGUCACACACCUGGAGCUGGGUUGUUGCUGUAGGCGCUGUGAGCCGCUGACUCCCGGGAGCCCCAACCCUCCCCAAUGAAGCAGUCCUGGUGGGCCCGCCUGGCACAGCUCGGCCUGCUUGCCGUGUGGACGUGCAUAUGGCUGGUCCAGGGAUGUGGGCCGGGCCCCGGGUACGGCAUCCGUCCCAGGCCCAGGAAGCUCACAGCCAUGCACUACAAGCAGUUCUUCCCCAACUUCUCAGAAAACAACCUCGGGGCCAGCGGGAGAGCAGAAGGCAAGAUCACACGCAACUCUGAGCGCUUCAACGAGCUGGUGUGCAACUACAACCCAGACAUUGUGUUCAAAGAUGAGGAGAACACCAACGCUGACCGCUUCAUGACCAAGAGAUGUAAGGACUGUUUGAAUCGGUUGGCGAUCGCAGUGAUGAACCAGUGGCCGGGGGUGCACUUACGUGUGACCGAGGCCUGGGAUGAGGACGGUCACCACCCUCCUGGCUCUCUGCACUACGAGGGCCGCGCAGUGGAUAUAACCACCGAUGACAGAGAAACUGAGAAGUACGGUCUCCUGGCCCAGCUGGCUGUGGAGGCAGGCUUCGACUGGGUCCACUACGAGUCCAAAUAUCACAUCCACUGCUCAGUAAAAGCUGAUCAUUCUGUUGCUGUGGAAAAAGGUGGCUGUUUCCCAGGCUGGGCCCGGGUGACUGUUGCUGGAGGGAGGCAGAAGAGUCUGUCGUCACUGGCUCCUGGGGACAGAGUCAUGGCCCUGUCUGGGACAGGCCAAGUCGUGUAUAGUCAAGUUCUCUUGUUUCUGCACCGGGACCAAGAAAGAUGGUCUUCUUUUCUGUCUCUGGAGACAGAAGACGGCCAUAGAUUGGCCCUCACUCCGCAUCACUUGGUGUUUUUAUCUCCCGACUGCAGACGUGACAGCAGAGAGUACCAGGCUCAGUUUGCCAGCAGAGCCAAGGCAGGAGACUGUGUUCUCAUCCAUACAGCAGGGGGUCAAACGCGUCCAUCUCCAAUCAUCUCCAUUUCAGUAGCAGAGAGUGUGGGAGUUUAUGCGCCCUUGACAGAAGCUGGAACUUUGUUCGUUGAUGGCGUGCUGGCGUCCAGCUAUGCACUGUUGGAGGACCACAGACUUGCACACUGGGCAUUUGGACCUGUGCGACUCCUCUCCUCGCUCAGCCAGCUCCUUUGGGAGGAGACAGCAAAAGGACACCAGACCACUGACAGUGAAAAAGCUUGCACUAAGACUCCAAUGUGUUGUAGUAGUUUGUCCACACAGGACAAAGCAAUUGUAUAUGUAAAUAAUGGCAUUCUGAGCAAACAAAACAAUCUGAGUGACCCUAUGAGGAUGGAAAUGAAAGAGAAGCACUCCUUGCAAAGACCGAUGUCACACGUGCACUGGUAUGCUCGAUUACUGUACAGCUUUGGAUGCAUCUUUUUAGACUCCAACUCAUUUCAUCCCUAAAAGCCUAAAAAUAUAGAUACAGUACAUGUCCUACUCCAGCUUUCAUCCAUUUACACUAACAGCUCAUGUUCUUUUCUCACAUUAAAAACACUGGAAUGGCUUGCUUGCUUUUCUCACUAUUGUUUCUAUAAUAAUCAUCAUGACAUACAGUCUAACACUGUGGUGAUACUUACUCAUAAUGAGACCUUUUUCUGACCAGGUAAAUGUAUAAAUGGUGAUACCAAAACCACUGUAUCAUAGUCUGUCUGUACAUCUGUUAUUUCUUUAUUUCAGUUAUAUAUGUGGAAAUAUAUAUUAUUCUAAUGGGAUAGGAAUGGAUUCCCUGAACAAUAGAAUCUUUAUUUUUGUACUUUCUGAAUCAUAAUAUAUAAAUGUUUCAUUUUAUUAUAAUAAUUCUAUUACUGGUAUUGUACGCCCUACUUGUUGUUAUGACAUAAAACAAAUUAAAAUGUAAUUUUGUGAAGCAUCA
Molecule: messenger RNA, 2531 nt
Organism: Stegastes partitus (bicolor damselfish)
Lineage: Eukaryota; Metazoa; Chordata; Actinopteri; Pomacentridae
Gene: dhh
Product: desert hedgehog signaling molecule
Exons: 3
Coding region: 671-2062 (463 amino acids)
Biological process (GO): cell fate specification; protein autoprocessing; multicellular organism development
Molecular function (GO): calcium ion binding; patched binding
Source: RefSeq, a predicted model, not a curated record